UCUGACACACACACACAUGUGUGUACACCGCCGGCAGUAUUAUCCAGACAUCAGUCCACUGAUGUUGUAUUAUCGUAUGUAGGCCUAGCGGAAAGGGAAGUUUUAUUGUGCAUUCAAAAUGGGAGGACGUGUUUCAAGAACCGAUUAUGAAUGGGUUUAUACUGAGGAGCCACAUGCAACACGAAGGAAAGAGAUUCUUGCCAAAUAUCCAGAAAUUAAGCAGUUAAUGGGAUGUGACCACAACUUGAAAUACAUCGUCGUUGCUAUGGUGUUGGCCCAGAUUAUAUUUGCUAUCAUGGUCGCAGAUGCUUCUUGGCCAGUUGUCAUAGUUCUGUGUUAUGUCCUUGGCGGCACAAUCAACCAUUCCAUGACUCUUGCUAUUCAUGAAAUAGCUCACAAUUUAGCUUUCGGCCAUUCCAGACCACUUGCAAACAGGAUACUUGGCAUGAUUGCAAAUCUACCUCUUGGAGUUCCCAUGUCAGUGUCUUUCAAGAAAUAUCAUCUUCAACAUCAUCGUUACCAAGGGGAUGAGAGAAGAGAUGUUGAUAUACCGACUGAAUUUGAAGGACGCUUUUUCUGCAACACUUUCUGUAAAUUAAUUUGGAUUAUAUUUCAACCAUUUUUUUAUACUAUUCGUCCUCUUUUAGUGCUACCCCAACCAGUUUUGACCUUGGAGGUCAUGAACUUUAUAUGCCAGGUAAUCUUUGACUGUGUGAUCUAUUACUAUUUAGGAGGCAAGGCAUUAACAUACUUGAUAGCUGGAACAUUCCUUUCAACAGGACUUCAUCCCCUCUCUGGACAUUUCAUAUCAGAACACUAUAUGUUCAUCAAGGGACAAGAGACCUAUUCAUAUUACGGACCACUUAAUUACCUAGUCUUUAAUGUUGGCUACCAUAAUGAGCACCACGACUUUCCUAGUAUUCCAGGAUCAAGACUCCCCGUAGUUAAAAAGAUAGCCCCAGAGUAUUAUGACAACCUGCCGUGCCAUCAUUCAUGGGUGAAGGUGAUCUAUGAUUUCAUCACUGAUUCAGAGAUCGGACCAUUCUCACGGGUCCGCAGGAAGGCCAAAGGUGAAGACACAGAUGAAAAACCAGAAUGAACAAAAUAAAUAAAAAAACAACAAGAAAUUGGAAUAGAAAUUGAACAAUUUUGAUAAGAGCUUGAAGAAAUAUGUGUAAUAGGGUUUUUAGCUCACCUGCCUGAAGGGCAAGUGAGCUUAUGCCGUGGUGCGUCGUCCGUCUGUCUGUCUGUCCGGAGUCAAUUUUUUCAUUUAAACAACUUCUCAAUAACCAAGAGGCCCAGGGACUUGAUAUUGGGCCUGUAGCCUCCUAGGCUGAAUAGCUACAAAAUGUGUUAAAAUGAAUGACCUUGACCUUCAUUCAGGGUCACAUGGACCAAAUAAGAUAAACUCUUCAACGAACUUCUUCUCAAUAACCAAGAAGCCCAGGGACUUGAUAUUGGACCUGUAGCAUGCUGGGGUGAAGGGCUACUGAGUUUGUUCAAAUAAAUGAUCUUGACCUUCAUUCAAGGUCACAAAGAUGA
Molecule: messenger RNA, 1542 nt
Organism: Pecten maximus
Lineage: Eukaryota; Metazoa; Mollusca; Bivalvia; Pectinida; Pectinidae
Product: sphingolipid delta(4)-desaturase DES1-like
Exons: 3
Coding region: 119-1099 (326 amino acids)
Biological process (GO): ceramide biosynthetic process
Cellular component (GO): membrane
Molecular function (GO): sphingolipid delta-4 desaturase activity
Source: RefSeq, a predicted model, not a curated record